GCGCGUUAUCAUUAAUUAAAAAAAUUACAGUUUUGUGAUAAAAGAUCUGCAUCAAAAAAUGCAUCAUUUAAGACUCAGGAAGAAAAUAGAAACUAAUAGAAUAGCACCAAAUUGAAUCGUUAUGAUGAUGACUGAAAAAAAAUAUAUCACAGCUGAUGCUCGAUCGCAUCUCCAAAGGAAUAAACGAGAAAGUUGAAAAAUUUGGAGUGUUCAGACAAGCGAUUUUCAAUUUCGCAUACGAGUACAAGCUCAAAUGGACGAAACGUGGCUAUAUGAGACACCUUUGUUCAAUUAUUACAUUUUCCUCGUUAUUUCGCCUCGUUAUUGUCACGCAGGGAUACGGUCUCACGGAAACGUGCUCAGGAGCCACAGUUAUGGACAGUAAGCAUAAAAUCUGUUGUAUAUUCUUAAAUUAUAUAUUUAAUAAAUAAUCGAUAAAAUAAAAGAAAUAAUAUACGUUUUGAGAAAAAUUUACACAGUUUUCCUACCGAUGCAGCUUAAGUUGCUAAAUCUAUCAACUGUGUUUUACCAUUUAUAAUCCUAUUCGAAGCUUUGUCUUCGAAAUAUAACUUAUAUAAAAACAUUUUUUAUUAUUAGUGUACAAUAGAAGCACAGAAAGAGUCGGAGUUCCUACGGUUAUCUGUGACAUAAGAGUGGAAAAUUAGGAAGAAAGGGAAUUACAGAGUAACGCAUACACCUAACCCGAGAGGCUGGUUUUACAAACUUCCGGACCAAACAAAAGAGAACUUCUUUGAGGAGAAUGGCAGAUAAUGGUUCAGAACAGGCGACAUUGGGGAAUUGCAUCCGGAUGGAAGCAUGACGAUUAUCGAUCAAAAGAAAGAUUUAGUCAAAUUGCUAUUGGGAGAGUGCGUAUCACUCGGUAAUAUCGAAGCUGAAUUGGAGACUUGUCCCGCCGUGGAAAAUAUCUGCGUCUAUGGAAACGCUUUCAAGGUGUACACAGUUGCUCUUGUCGUACCGAGUCCUUGCAGCCUUGAAGAAAUUGCAGCUAAUCUUAAUAGAUUACAACGAAGAAUCUUGAAGAAUUGUGCGUUCCGUAUAAAUCAAAUUUUCGAAUGGAUGAGGUAAACUACAGAGAUUCGAAAUCCCGGAAGUUGUGAAGCUCUGUCCAGAGCAGUGGUCACCGGACAUGGAUCUGGUAACGACUACUUUCAAACUGAAACGAAAAGCUGUCCAAGAGCGUUAUCAGCACGAAAUAAAUCGGAUGUACGCCUCUUGAUGUUACGGCAAAAAA
This is a messenger RNA of Venturia canescens, 1252 nucleotides long. RefSeq names its product long-chain-fatty-acid--CoA ligase 3-like. Gene Ontology annotation, cellular component: plasma membrane; endoplasmic reticulum; lipid droplet. Gene Ontology annotation, molecular function: palmitoyl-CoA ligase activity. The transcript has 3 exons. Lineage: Eukaryota; Metazoa; Arthropoda; Insecta; Hymenoptera; Ichneumonidae. The coding region runs from base 817 to 1086 and encodes 89 amino acids. Gene Ontology annotation, biological process: long-chain fatty-acyl-CoA metabolic process; neuron differentiation; long-chain fatty acid metabolic process. The record is from RefSeq and is a predicted model, not a curated record.